This is a messenger RNA of Talaromyces amestolkiae, 726 nucleotides long. RefSeq lists its product as uncharacterized. The transcript has 2 exons. The record is from RefSeq and is a predicted model, not a curated record. The coding region runs from base 1 to 726 and encodes 241 amino acids. Lineage: Eukaryota; Fungi; Ascomycota; Eurotiomycetes; Eurotiales; Trichocomaceae.
AUGUCUUCCGCAUCCUCCUUUACGGUGACAAUCACCAGCGCUGCCGAUGAGCAGGAAUCAACAUACCUCUCUCGCGCCCGUAUGCUGCAUCGCACUCGCAUCGGUAUUGCGCUAUUACUCCUGGGUGCUUCGGCCGGUGUCGUAGGUGCCGAAAGCGCACCUUUGCACUACUAUAACGAGACCAAGGGGUACUCGAGUCUGUUCCUUCCGCUCUGGCCUCUGAAUCUGGACGUUCGUCAGACAAAUGCUCUAUUGGCCUGUGGUGCGGUUAUUCUAUUUCAGGCGAUUGUCUAUAUUGGUGUUGCUGCGUUUCCUUCGCCCCAUCCUCGCGUCCGGCUCUUCAACAUGCUCUCUUCCGCCGUCGGCGCAACAGGCCUCCUCACGGCCAUCGUCGGGGUCGCAUUCUCCAUUUACCUGCCCUCCGCCAGCUACCCAGAUGGCUUCACUGUCAGCGAAACCAUCCACAGCUGGACCUGCAAAUGGCGAUCCGUCGGCAGCCUCAGCAGCAGCGCUGAUGACGACGCGAGUCCUCCUGCCAACUUUUCACGUAUCUGUGCCGAGUCUCGCGCUGGGUUUGUGUUGUUGGGUCUCUUGAUUGGGCUUGAGGUUGUGAUGUGUACUGCUGCGGCGGCGGGAUAUAUGCUUGAGAUGACUGUUACAAGGCAGAGGAAGCGUUCAAAUGGGAAUGUGGAGACUGGUGAGUUUGUUAUGGAGACGAAGCAGUAA